ACUUACGGAUAAUGGCGUUUUCGAGCAUCGGAGUCAGCGGUGCAGCUCUUUGUUAUAAUCUUUGUGGACUGCUACGAGCCGACUUGUUCAUCGGGGAGCAGAUGAUGUUCUCUUUUGCUUCAUGACAACCCUAUAUUCCCGUGGGUGGAGUUGGGAAUUCGAUAUCAUCCAGAUCGCUCGGACAGUCCGAAUUCGUCCUUCUCUGGACUGUAUUUUUUUCUUUCUGCUCGUUGUUUUUUUCUCUCUUUUGCUUGAUGCGUCAUUUUUUCCUCUUUGGGCCCUCAAAGGUUGGGCUCACAGUGCAUCAAAUGCUUGCUUGCAGAUGUUGCGCAAGACCAUCUCCUCUUUCGAUUGUGUCACGGUCUCAAUCGUUGUCCGUAUAUGAGUCUGCAUGGUCAAAACACCCCAUGGCGACCUCAACUUUGUUUCUAUGUUUUC
Molecule: messenger RNA, 438 nt
Organism: Aspergillus campestris IBT 28561
Lineage: Eukaryota; Fungi; Ascomycota; Eurotiomycetes; Eurotiales; Aspergillaceae
Exons: 1
Coding region: 122-385 (87 amino acids)
Source: RefSeq, a predicted model, not a curated record